AUGGGCAUCUGCGCAUCCUGCCUAGGCCUGGGGCGGCGGCCCUCGGACUCUGAGCGCUCUGACAGCUCGCAUCUCCUUGGAGACCCCUACCAGCCCCACUACGGCAGCAUCAACGGCCCCGGCUCGCACAGCGUGCCCCAGCCCGACCCAGAAGAGAUUCGACGCCAGCGGGACGCGUUGGAGCGCAUCUGCGCCCAGACAUCGGACAAAUUGAUCCACGUCUCCCAAGCCACCUACACCGACGAUGGCGCCAACUCCGAGUACCCUCGCCUCUUCAAUGAGCGCUUCCCGCCCAUGAAGCAGUCAAGCCGCCCCACCUCCGCCCAUGCUGAUGCCGAAGAAGACGAAGCUACAUGGCUGGGGAACGUCAUUGGCGACUCUGCCGACGCCGAGGGCAGCUGGGAGCGCGUCGAACCCAUCGAUUCUGGAGCAUUGACGAUCCAGUUCGGCGACGCCCUCGGCUCAGACAGGCGUCAGGCACGGUAA
Molecule: messenger RNA, 486 nt
Organism: Trematosphaeria pertusa
Lineage: Eukaryota; Fungi; Ascomycota; Dothideomycetes; Pleosporales; Trematosphaeriaceae
Exons: 3
Coding region: 1-486 (161 amino acids)
Biological process (GO): regulation of receptor recycling; cholesterol homeostasis; lysosome organization
Cellular component (GO): late endosome membrane; membrane raft; Ragulator complex
Source: RefSeq, a predicted model, not a curated record